Dreissena polymorpha is the source of this 4188-nucleotide messenger RNA. RefSeq names its product XK-related protein 6-like. The transcript is spliced from 4 exons. Lineage: Eukaryota; Metazoa; Mollusca; Bivalvia; Myida; Dreissenidae. The record is from RefSeq and is a predicted model, not a curated record. Bases 464 to 1555 code for a protein of 363 amino acids. Gene Ontology annotation, biological process: phosphatidylserine exposure on apoptotic cell surface; apoptotic process involved in development; engulfment of apoptotic cell. Gene Ontology annotation, cellular component: plasma membrane.
ACAAUUCUAAUCUUAAGGGUGUUGAAUCGUCUGUUUUCUACUGAGUUUUAAACAACACUGAACGUGAAGAGUGCUGCCACUAUAGUAUUAGAAUAACAGGAAUACAAGAUUUGAGUUUAAACAGUUGAUUCAAGUUAAAUCGGUUCGUAAGAAGAUAAAUUAUGGCGUCCAAAAAGAAACUUCCUCGGUCUCGAAGAAGUAGGGAUCAUGAAAACUUGGUGUUUAUAUCGCUCUUGCUAGUGAUCAGGCAGAUUCUGCAAGUAAAAGCGACAGUGUCAGUGCUUCCAGAGAAUUACCACUACACACGCAUGUAGAACAAGCAAUCCAUAUAGCCCCUGAGUUUACUGUAUUGGAUGUGUUCUUUGGAGUCGUUUCAAUAAUUCUUUUUUUCGCUGACUUAGUAAAUGACAUAAUUCUUGCGACGCAGUAUUUUUACCCCAAAUGGGAAAACACCAAACACCAAAUGGUGCCAUUCGGUCUAACAACAGCGUUUAUUGUUGUCCCAGGCUUAGUGACUGCAACGUUAAAUUUGCGCUGGUAUUGUAUUGACUUUCAAAGAACAAAAGAACUAAGCAAGGAUGGAAAACAACAAGUGCCCACAACAAGAGGACUUCUGUGGUUUGUCAGAAUACUGAUGACGUGUUUGAUGAUGGGUCGAGUUAUAAGGCAGGUGGAGUAUGUCUACAAUGGCUUUAAAAGCAGAGACAAAAAUCUAACUGAGGAUGUUAGAAAGCGCCACUACAGAUUAAUGCGUUGUGAAGAUGUGGAUGCUUCAUGUAUUCGAAUGUUUGAAUGCUUCUUGGAAGCUGCCCCUCAGCUGCUUCUACAGAUUUACAUCUUGAUGGAAUACAGAGAGGAAGAAGUUACCUGGUUAAUAAGUGGCACGAGGGCGGUAUCAAUGUUGUCUUCAUGGUCUAGUCUUGCAAUAUCCAUGGUGUCUUACCAGAGGGCAUUGAGAUUCUCCCAUGACGACUGCGCAAACAUGUCUAUACCAGGAUCGAUACUCUACUUCUUGUGGAGAGCUGUUGAAAUUGGGCCCAGAGUUAUUGCCCUUGGCAUGUUUGCCUCUCAGUUUAAAUGGUGGGUCUUCAUAGUUGUCGUUGUUCACUGGAUUGGUAUGUCAUUAUGGCUGCUAUGUCAGAAAACACAUUUCUACCAAAAUCAGUGUGAAGAGAAAGGCUUCAACUUUGUUUGCGGAUAUGUGCUUGUCUUUUGCUUCUUGAACGUUAGGGAUGGUCGGACUAGAUACAGAAUGAUUGUAUAUUACUGUAUAUUUUACGUUGAAAACUGGCUUUUUCUGGGAUUUUGGUUUUAUUUCACAGAUGCCAAGAGUCAAUGGUUUUACCUUCCAACUUUAUUUGUUGUCUCGUUAAGUAUUAUAUUACAUCUCAUAUUUCAGUUUUUGUACUACGGGUGCUUUCAUCCACUUGGACAUGGGGCAAUUCCUUGUUGUCUAGAUUGUGAAGAACAUACUUGCUUUGAAUCUCUUUGUUAUGAUUUGGAACCAGAGGAGAACUACACGAUGCAGACUGAGCAUGUUACCAUUUCAGUAUGAUUAAAUGCUUAGCCAAAUUCUAAAAUUAAUCAUUUUUCAUACUGAAUAGCGACUUGUACUGUAACGCCUUUGUGUAAACGUUUAGCUUACCAGAGCACAACGUGCUCAAGAUGAAAUAUUAUGAUCACCCUUUGUUAGGAAUUCGAUGUGCGGUGUGCGAUGUGUGUCCUCAACUUUGAUUUGUUUCCACUUAAAGAGGCAAUAUUUUUAAUAUAAACUCGAUGAAACUUGUAAAGAAUGUUUAUGUAGACCGUAUCUGGGCCAAGCUUGAACCUGGGUAACAUGAAUCCAAAAACCUAGGUCAUCAAGUCAUAUCUUAGAAAAACAUUGCUACCACCUUAGAGGCCACAUUUAUGACUUAAUUUUGAUGAAACUUGGUCAGAAAGUGAAUCUUUACAAUAUACAAGCCAAGUAACAAUUUGGGUCUUGUGUGUUAAAAACCUAUGUCAACUUGGCAAUCUGAGAAAAACCUCGUUACUACUCUAGAAGCAACAUUUAUUACUCAAUCUUGAAUAAACUUGGUCAGAAUAUUUAUCUUGAUAAUAUAUAGAUUGUUUUAUACCACAUUUAUAUAGCGUCCUUUUCAUACUUGAGAUGUGCGUUCAAAGGCGCUUUACAAUGAGAAUAAAUCUGUGUCAUUUGGGUCCAAAAAUCUAGGUCACUGGGUCAAAGCUUACAAAAACUUUGAUACCAUAAUAGUGGCCACAUUCAUGAUACACUCUUUAUUGAAUCUAGUCAGGAUGCUUAUCUUUGCAUCAUACAUAGGCACAGCAUUAAUGUAUAUCAGGUGUGUCCAAAAACUACCGGUAGGAACACAAUUCCUGCCACUCUAGGGGCAACAUUUAUUACCUAAGCUUUAUGAACAUUGGUCGGAAUGUUUACCUUGGGAAUAUCUAGGCAAAAUGCGAAUCAUGGUAAGAUGCCCCUACAAACGUGGUCAACAAGUCAAAUCUUAAAAACACUUGUAACCACUCACGGGCCACAUGAAUGACUGGGUGUUGAUAAAACAUGGUCAGUAUGUUUAUGGUGACAAUAUGACGGUCAUGUUUAGUUUGAAUCUUUGUCAAGUGUAAUCAAAAACUAGAUCACUUGGUAAAGUAUUUUAAAUUGUGUCAGUGAACUCAAGUGAGCGCUUGAGGGCCAUCAUGACCCACUUGUUUUUAUUGGCUUUAAUGUUGUUUUCAAUGACAAAGUCUUAUUUUAGUUUAAUUCAAUGUUGUGGCAAUAGCUAGUAUACAUAUUUACUUAAUCCAGCAAUUUUGCCCAAUUGGGAAAAGUACCGGUUCCAGCGUAAUUCGGAAAAAUUUGCGCAGAAAAAAAACUGAAAUUAACAAAAUGCGCGUUGUGAAAUCUUCACAUCGGGGAAUUGUUGUAUUUGAAUAUUUGCUCCCAAAUAAUUUAAAAUUGGUAAAAAUGUUUUCAAGUUCGCAAUAUUAUAUAAAUUAGGUUUAAGCCAUAGAGCUGCAUAUGGAAACUAACAAAAUGUUGCAUUUUAUCCCCCCCCCCAAAAAAAAAAAUAAUUAAUUAUUAUUGUAGUUGAGACCUUCGAUUGGGUAAUUUUUGGAAAGCAAUUGGGUUUUCCGGUACUUUAUAAAGAAGAAAAAAAGUCGCUGUCAUCAUCAUUUAAAUACUCAGGAUCAAUGUAGUUAGAGUGAUGUAGUGUGUAUAUGAUGUGCAUGUCACAGUUCUUAUGAAUUAUUCGCUUGACUUCAGUGAACAGUCCGAGCUAUACUUCUCACCCAAAUAUUGGUCUGCGUAAGAUGUCGGUUUAAAAACUUCACAUCUUCUUAGAGGUCAUUCUGGUUAAAAUGAAAAUAUCUAUAUACUUUCUCCAGAUAAAUAUAUAUGUUUAUGCCCCGGUAGGGUGGCAUAUAGCAGUUGAACUGUCCGUCAGUCAGUCCGUCCGUCCGAAAACUUUAACAUUGGCCAUAACUUAUGCAAUAUUGCAGAUAGCAACUUGAUAUUUGGCAUGCAUGUGUAUUUCAUGAAGCUGCGCAUUUUGAGUGGUGAAAGGUUAAGGUCAUUCUUCAAGGUCAAAAGUAAAAAAAAAAUCCAAAAGAAGUAAUCAGCUUUAAAAAGGAGAUAAUUUCUAAACCUGUCAAAUGAUAUAUUGAAAUGUUAUUUCAAAGCGGCGCAAUAAGGGGCAUCGUGUUUCUGACGAACAUAUCUCUUGUUUCUCCAUGUAUUGAAAAUAAACAUAACAUUUGUGUUUAAGGUCUUGAUGACCAUACAUUAUCACUAUAUAACUACUACGCACAUUUCUGCAUCAAAUAUGUCACCUUUGUGGUCAUUUUAUCAGAUGACUGACAGACUAUCUACAUUACCUAUCAACGUCGAAGAAUAGUCGAGUGAACUAGAUAUAAUUGAAUAUCAGCGAAGGUCCAUAACACAAACAAGGUCCUCCUAUGCAUUACAUACAGAUGAAUUUCUAAUCAAGCUUAAUUUUUUUUAUUUUAGAUGAUUGAUUUGCAUAUUUUACAUAUUGGUUUUUGUUAAGUUAUUGCAAUUGAAUGAUCUUAAAUGAGCAUUUCAGACGAUAUUGUUGUAGACUGGUGGUCUAUUUUUUGUUACCCAAUGUCAGGCAACUGUUUAUGGUGGUUUAGCUAAUAGGUUUUAUGUGAAAUAGAUGCUGC